Gavia stellata (red-throated loon) is the source of this 636-nucleotide messenger RNA. Its product is annotated as calcium-binding protein 2-like. Lineage: Eukaryota; Metazoa; Chordata; Aves; Gaviiformes; Gaviidae. The record is from RefSeq and is a predicted model, not a curated record. Bases 1 to 636 code for a protein of 211 amino acids. Gene Ontology annotation, molecular function: calcium ion binding. The transcript has 7 exons.
AUGGGCAACUGCACCAAGACCCCUGAGCGGAGGCUCCCCAAGGUAAGGCCGGCGGCCUGCGCCCGCCCCGGCGGGCAGGAGGAGGAGGCGGCGCAGUCUCCCCCGCUGCAGAACUACUCGGUGCUGCAGGGGCUGGUGGGGCCGGCCUGCAUCUUCCUGCGGCAGAGCAUCGCCAUCACCCAGCUGGACCGAGAGCUGCGGCCGGAAGAGAUCGAAGAACUGAAGCAGGCCUUCAAGGAGUUCGACAAGGACCACGACGGGUACAUCAGCUACAAGGACCUGGGCGAGUGCAUGCGGACCAUGGGCUACAUGCCCACCGAGAUGGAGCUCAUCGAGCUCUCCCAGCAGAUCACCGGGGGCAAGGUGGAUUUUGACGAUUUUGUGGAGCUGAUGGGCCCCAAGAUGCUGGCGGAGACGGCGGACAUGAUCGGGAUCAAGGAGCUGCGCGACGCCUUCCGCGAGUUCGACACCAACGGGGACGGGCAGAUCAGCGUGGCGGAGCUGCGGGAGGCCAUGCGCAAGCUGCUGGGGCAGCAGCUCAACUACCGGGAGGUGGAUGAGAUCCUCAAGGACGUGGAUCUCAACGGGGACGGCUUGGUGGACUUCGAAGAGUUUGUGCGGAUGAUGUCGCGCUGA